GUUGCUAACCAAGUUGACAGUUCUCCUGAGGCUGCCCCUGAGGAACAAAAGGUCAAGAGUGGCUCCAGAAAGGAGAAAUCUGUCCUACAGUCCAAACUGACCAGACUGGCCAUCCAGAUAGGAUAUGCAGGUACCGCCAUAGCUGUGCUUACAGUGAUCAUACUCAUAUCACAGUUUUGUAUCCGUGAGUUCGUCAUCCGCGGAAAGACCUGGACCUCCGACGACACCACAAAGAAUAUUGAAAUCUUCGUCAAGUACUUCAUUAUCGGAGUCACUGUGCUUGUGGUGGCCGUGCCUGAGGGUUUGCCUCUAGCUGUAACCUUGGCCUUGGCCUACUCUGUCAAGAAAAUGAUGCAUGACAAUAACCUGGUACGACAUUUGGAUGCUUGUGAAACUAUGGGCAAUGCUACAGCAAUCUGCUCAGACAAAACGGGAACCCUGACUACCAACAGGAUGACUGUAGUUCAGAGUUACAUUGGACAACAUCACCACAAACAUAUCCCAGAGUUUAGCAACAUCAACGAAAAGCUAGGACAGCUGAUUCUGGAGUCCGUCGCUAUCAACAGUGGCUACACCUCUAAAAUUGAGAUGCCAGAACAGGAAGGAGGACUUCCCAAACAACUUGGAAACAAGACUGAAUGUGCUCUUCUGGGUUUUGUUGUGGCUAUGAAACAGUCAUAUGAUAGAAUCCGAGAGAGGUACCCCGAGGAGAAACUGGUGAAAGUCUACACCUUUAACUCUGACCGCAAGUCCAUGGGAACGGUCAUCAAAGUGGACAAUAGGGAGAAUUGCUACAGGUUUUUCUGCAAAGGAGCAUCAGAGGUUGUUGUCAAGAAAUGCAGCUUCAUUCUGGAUGAAAGUGGAACAGCAAGGCCUUUCACCAGCAGGGAGCAGGAGAGAGUGGUCAGUGAAAUCAUUGAACCAAUGGCCUGUGAUGGACUCAGGACUAUUUGUCUGGCAUACAAAGACUUUGUGGCUGGUGCCAAGGCAGAAAAUGAAGGCUCUCUUGAAGGCAUUGAUUGGGAUGAUGAGCCUAAAAUCAUGACAGGACUUACCUGUGUCUGUAUCGUGGGAAUAGAAGAUCCGGUCAGAGAUGAGGUGCCAGACGCUAUCAAAAAGUGCCAGAGAGCUGGAAUCACCGUACGUAUGGUGACAGGAGACAAUGUAAACACCGCUCGCAGUAUUGCUUCCAAGUGUGGCAUCCUGAGACCAGGGGAGGAUGGUCUGGUCCUGGAGGGCAAGGAGUUCAACAGAAGGGUUCGAGACCAAGCAGGAGAGGUCAGCCAAGAGCUGAUGGACAAGAUCUGGCCCAUCCUGAGAGUACUGGCCAGAUCUUCACCUCAGGACAAGUACAUUUUGGUGAAAGGCAUCAUUGACAGUAAGCUGGGCAAGACUAGGCAGGUGGUGGCUGUCACUGGUGAUGGUACCAAUGAUGGUCCAGCUCUCAAGAAAGCUGAUGUUGGAUUUGCAAUGGGAAUCUCUGGAACUGAUGUUGCCAAAGAGGCCUCGGACAUCAUCCUGACAGACGACAACUUCACCAGCAUUGUCAAGGCAGUGAUGUGGGGCAGGAAUGUCUACGACAGCAUUGCCAAGUUCUUACAGUUUCAGCUGACUGUCAACGUGGUGGCUGUUCUGGUUGCUUUCUUGGGUGCUUGCAUCAUCAACGACAGUCCUCUUAAGGCUAUCCAAAUGUUGUGGGUCAACCUGAUCAUGGACACCUUGGCUUCCUUGGCCCUGGCCACAGAACUGCCCACUGAUGAACUGCUGCGCCGCAAGCCCUAUGGCCGCACCAAGCCCCUCAUAUCUCGGACAAUGGCCAAGAACAUCCUCUGCCACGCUAUUUACCAGCUGACAGUGAUUGCUGUCUUAUUAUUUUGUGGUCCAGAUCUGUUAAAUAUUGAUGACGGUAGAGCGGAUAUUGAAGAUGUCCAUGCACCUCCCUCUGCACACUUUACUAUGAUCUUCAACACCUUCGUCUUCAUGACUUUAUUUAACGAGAUCAACGCCCGCAAAAUCCACAACCAGCACAACAUUGCUGAGGGCAUCUUCCAGAAUCCCAUUUUUAUCGGAAUCUGGAUUGGAACCAUCAUUGCACAGGUUAUCAUUAUUCAGUUUGGAGGAGUAGCUUUCCAUACAUCAGGCCUGACAGCCGCCCAGUGGCUGUGGUGUGUGUUCCUGGGCUUUGGCACAUUGUUAUGGGGACAGGUGGCGACAGUAAUUCCGGAUAGUGCUGUGCCAUCACUGAGCUGGUGCAAGAGAGGAGCUAAGGAGGAGGAGAUCGACGAGCAUGAACUGGCAGAGAUGGAGGAGGAUCCAGUCAGUGGCAGAGGUCAGAUCCUGUGGGUGCGUGGCCUCACACGCUUGCAGCAGCAGAUACGUGUAAUAAAUGCUUUUCGCAUGAGUUUAGAUCGCUACGAUAAUCGUAGCCUCUCAUCAUUGCAAAGCCACCAGUCUGUACAAAACAUACGAGCUGGUAGACGGCCCAUGUUCCAGUCCUCCACAGACAUGGCUGAUCCUCCGCCAGUGGGGCUCAUCUCUUCAGCUACUGCACCUGGCCGCUUCUCCGAAACUACCGCCAUCUGA
This is a messenger RNA of Candidula unifasciata, 2583 nucleotides long. The record is from the annotation of a GenBank genome assembly. Lineage: Eukaryota; Metazoa; Mollusca; Gastropoda; Stylommatophora; Geomitridae.